AUGUCUGCCUCACCCGAAGAUGCUGACAUUAUUGAAGAGGAGGAGAUGGACGACCUCUUCGGCGAUGGUGGUGAUGAUGAUGCCAUUUCAGACCAGGAGCGCGCGUUGAGCGACAACGAUCUGGCAUCAGAGAAGGGAGAGGAGCGCUACGGAUAUGACGAUGAGGACGUCAACCAACAGCCGGAGGUGAAAACAAAGGUGGUUCAGGGCGUUCAGGUGUUCCGGCAUAGAACGCCGAGGUCUGUCGACCUACAAUCCCUCCGAAUUCCCAAUUUCAUCAAGGUGAUACCCGAGCCAUACGACGAGGAUACAUACGAGCCGACUCCAUGGGAAAUUGAGAACGAGAGGUCCUCCAACCCGAAACCCGUCAUCCGUUUUCGCAAACACCCCGAGACCGGCGAGCUCCAGAGCAAUGCUGUCUUUAUCGAGUGGGACGAUGGAUCGAGCACCCUUGCCAUUGGCGACGACCAUUACGAUUUACAAGGAAAGGACAUGGCUCCAGCCAGUAACAAGCAAUAUAGCGAGAAUAAGGAUUCGCAUUAUUACGUCGCGGCUGCCCAUCUAGCUAGUAACUCUCUCCUUACCGUUGGCCACGUCACACGCCAAUACACUGUCCGUCCCAACGAGAAUCAGGAAGAUGAGGCUCUGACGCGAUUGAUGGAGAAGAUGGCCGCGGCGAGAAACACAAGGGCGACCGGCGCUGAAAUGAUCAUCACAACUACGCAAGAUCCGGAGCUGCAAAAGAAGCAAGCUGAGCUCGCAGAGAAGGAACGCACUCGUGCCCAACGACGACGCGAAAAUGCGACUGCGCGACAGUUGGAUGGAGCGCGCGGCGGAUACAGUCGGGGCGCCUUGUCAAUUGGCGAUCUUGAAGGCGGGCGGCGCGCUCCAGGGGCGCGCAAGAAGGGCGGUGCAAGUGGGCCACGACAGAAGAGGCGUCGCCCAGAAUAUGACUCGGAUGACGACUUACCACAAGGCGCUCGCCGCCAGGAUGAGUAUGACAUGGGAGAUGACUUCAUUGCUCCUUCGGAUGAAGAAGAGGAUAUGGAGGAAGAGGACGAUGAUGAAGAGCUUCUGGAUGACGAUGAGGAGGAUGAGCGCCCUCGUGCGAAGCGACAGAAGACUGCUGACGCUGAGGAUGCCGAUGCCGAUGCAGAGGCAGACCUGGACGACGAUGUGGAUGCGCCUGCAGCGUCACACGCAGAUCAUGGACGACGAGGUCGUCGUCACAUCAUCGACGAUGAUGAAGAGGAGUAG
Messenger RNA from Phaeoacremonium minimum UCRPA7, 1257 nucleotides. RefSeq names its product putative rna polymerase-associated protein leo1 protein. The coding region runs from base 1 to 1257 and encodes 418 amino acids. Lineage: Eukaryota; Fungi; Ascomycota; Sordariomycetes; Togniniales; Togniniaceae. Gene Ontology annotation, molecular function: RNA polymerase II C-terminal domain phosphoserine binding. The transcript has 2 exons. The record is from RefSeq and is a predicted model, not a curated record. Gene Ontology annotation, cellular component: Cdc73/Paf1 complex; nucleus. Gene Ontology annotation, biological process: positive regulation of transcription elongation by RNA polymerase II; transcription elongation by RNA polymerase II.